Monoraphidium neglectum is the source of this 192-nucleotide messenger RNA. RefSeq lists its product as hypothetical. Lineage: Eukaryota; Viridiplantae; Chlorophyta; Chlorophyceae; Sphaeropleales; Selenastraceae. The annotation marks the transcript as partial. The record is from RefSeq and is a predicted model, not a curated record. The transcript has a single exon.
AUGUCCCAGAGGAGGCCCAAGCCCUUCACGGGGGCGCGCAGGCACAUCACUGUUCAGGCCGCUGCUGAGUCCGAGGAGGCCGCGGAGCCCGCGCCCCAGCAGCCGCAGCAGCAGCGUCAGAAGCGUGCUCAGAGGGUCGUGACCGUGCCUAUUGCUACCAUCCAGCCCGGCCAGGAGCUCGAGGGCACCGUG